Molecule: messenger RNA, 621 nt
Organism: Pieris macdunnoughi
Lineage: Eukaryota; Metazoa; Arthropoda; Insecta; Lepidoptera; Pieridae
Source: the annotation of a GenBank genome assembly
AUGCCGCACAGUCAUUGCCAUGGAGAGCAUGAUCACGACCAUAGUAAUCCGGCAGAGCUAGGUUUGCAGUAUAAUCUCUAUGCUAAGAUUGAUAAGGAUAACUUGCAGUGCCUAAAUGAAACCAUUGAUGGAUCGGGAAAAACAGUUUUCAAACCAUGGGAAAAUAGACUGGACAGAAACGAGUUUGUUGAAAGUGAUGCAGAUGAGGAAUUACUAUUUAACAUACCAUUCACUGGGAAUAUUAAAUUAAAAGGUAUUAUCAUUGCCUCAGAGGACACAGACUCCCAUCCCUCAAAGUUAAGAUUGUACAAGAAUAAACCUAACAUGACUUUCGAUAAUGUUUCAUUGGAGCCCGAUCAAGAAAUAGAAUUACAUAAGGACAGUGAAGGAAUACUUGAAUAUGCACCAAAAAUAGUCACAUUUUCAUCAGUAUCACAUUUAACUAUGCAUUUCCCCACAAAUUUUGGUGCAGAGAAUACGAAAAUUUACUAUAUUGGACUUAAAGGAGAAUGGGCGCCAGGUCAUAAUCAUGGAGUCACCAUUUGCACCUAUGAGGCGAGACCUAAUCUAGAUGAUCAUAAACUGAAACACUUAGAUUCAGUCGCUAAGGAUAUUCAAUAA